Jatropha curcas is the source of this 1215-nucleotide messenger RNA. Its product is annotated as senescence-specific cysteine protease SAG39. Lineage: Eukaryota; Viridiplantae; Streptophyta; Magnoliopsida; Malpighiales; Euphorbiaceae. Gene Ontology annotation, biological process: proteolysis. The record is from RefSeq and is a predicted model, not a curated record. Gene Ontology annotation, molecular function: cysteine-type peptidase activity.
UAUGCAGUGUCAUCACUAUAUAAAGCUCAUCGGGAUGCCUAUUGCAUUAUUAUUAAACUUUGGCCAAUGGGGUUGUCAAAGCAAUAUCUGUGCAUUGGCUUUGGCCUGUUGUUCAUCUUAGGAGCUUGGACUUGUGAAUCCAUGGCUCGGACCGUCCACAAGCCACCAAUGUAUCGGAAGCAUGAACAAUGGAUGACUCGUUAUGGACGAGUGUACAAAGAUGAUAAUGAGAAGGAGAUGCGUUACAAAAUAUUCAAAGAAAAUGUUGAGCGGAUAGAUUCUUUUAACAGUGACACAAGACGUUCUUACAGACUUGGUGUCAAUCAAUUUGCAGAUCUUACAAAUGAAGAAUUCAACACAGCAAGGAACAGAUUCAAAGGUCAUAUGUGUUCUGCCCAAGCAGGUCCUUUUAGAUAUCAGAAUGUUACUGCCGUACCUGCUACCAUGGACUGGAGAAAGAAAGGAGCUGUCACACCUAUCAAGGAUCAAGGCCAAUGUGGUUCUUGUUGGGCAUUUUCAGCAGUAGCAGCAGUGGAAGGAAUCGCUCAGAUAAAAACUGGAAAAUUGAUUGCCCUUUCAGAGCAAGAGCUUGUUGACUGUGAUAACAAUGGUGAGGAUCAAGGCUGCCAGGGUGGUUUGAUGGAUGAUGCUUUUAAAUUCAUUGAAAAGCAUGGUCUAGCCAGUGAGGCUACCUACCCAUAUCAUGCAGCAGAAAGCGCUUGCAACACCAAGGAGGAAGCCAAACCUGCAGUUAAGAUAACUGGGUAUGAAGAUGUGCCUGCAAAUGAUGAAGCUGCUCUACUGAAUGCCGUUGCAAACCAACCAGUUUCUGUUGCCAUUGAUGCUAGUGGAUUUGAGUUUCAAUUCUAUUCAAGUGGAAUCUUCACAGGGUCUUGUGGAACUGAACUAGAUCAUGGUGUUGCUGCUGUUGGUUAUGGAGUUAACGAUGGGAACAAGUUUUGGCUGGUGAAGAACUCAUGGGGAACACAGUGGGGUGAAAAAGGAUACAUAAGAAUGCAGAGAGAUAUAGCUGCAAAAGAAGGCCUCUGUGGCAUAGCAAUGCAAGCCUCUUACCCUACUAUGUAGCUUUUAAUAUUUUCUCCAUUGGUUGUGUACUAUCUAAGCAACAACCCAUAACUUCCUUAUAUCAGAAAGGCGUCUGCACAUCUGUUACCAUAUAAUAUAAGUGAAAAUUAUCUAUGGCUUCUUAAUAAA